Messenger RNA from Teleopsis dalmanni, 1154 nucleotides. RefSeq names its product charged multivesicular body protein 4c (gene shrb). Gene Ontology annotation, biological process: vesicle budding from membrane; late endosome to vacuole transport via multivesicular body sorting pathway. NCBI's taxonomy places the organism in Eukaryota, Metazoa, Arthropoda, Insecta, Diptera, Diopsidae. The transcript has 5 exons. The record is from RefSeq and is a predicted model, not a curated record. Bases 166 to 858 code for a protein of 230 amino acids. Gene Ontology annotation, cellular component: multivesicular body; cytoplasmic side of plasma membrane; ESCRT III complex.
CAAAACGAUGACGCACUCAAUGUCAAAUAAAAAAAUAUUGAAAUAUCUUCAGCAGACAUUCGCCAAGCAUCAUAAUAUUUCCGUACAAUUAAGAGUCAAAAGAAAUUUAAUUUUAAAAUAAUUUCAUAUUUAGUGAAAGAAAAAAUAGAAUAAAAUAUAGCCAAUAUGAGUUUCUUCGGAAAAAUGUUCGGUGGUAAAAAGGAGCAGGCUCCCACUACAGGAGAAGCUAUACAAAAACUGCGAGAAACGGAAAAUAUGCUCAUCAAGAAACAAGAAUUUUUGGAAUCUAAAAUUGAUGAGGAAUUAGAUAUAGCUAAAAAAAAUGCUUCAAAAAAUAAAAGAGUUGCCUUACAAGCUUUAAAGAAGAAAAAACGUCUGGAAAAACAAUUACAGCAAAUCGAUGGUACGUUAUCAACAAUUGAGAUGCAGCGCGAGGCACUGGAGAGCGCCAACACAAACACAGCCGUCUUGACAACGAUGAAGAAUGCUGCUGAUGCACUCAAAUCAGCACAUCAAAACAUGGAUGUUGAUAAGGUGCACGAUAUGAUGGAUGAUAUUGCAGAACAACAAGAUGUAGCGCGUGAAAUAUCAGACGCAAUAUCAAAUCCAGUUGCAUUCGGUGCUGAUAUUGACGACGAAGAUUUGAUGAAGGAAUUAGAUGAAUUAGAACAAGAAAACUUUGACAGAGAGAUUAUUGGAAUUCCAGAGCCAGGAGCUACACUACCUGAAGUGCCGGCCGAUGAAUUGCCACAAAAAGAACAAGCGAAGAAAAAAGCUGCUGCUACCACUGCCACCACAACAGCGGUUGAAGAUGAUGAUGAUCCGGAUAUGAAACAGUUGUUAUCCUGGGCAAACUAAUCCAACGCUUUUAAUUUAAUCUCAAAAUACGACGGCUUUGCACGAAGAAACAAACUAUUUUUAAAAAGAAGUUCAAUGAAUAAUAAAAUGUAAUUAAUAAAACACAAAGCUCCACAGAAAAUCCUUAAAUUUAGUCAAGCGAGUGUGCAGCAGUGAUUUUAACUUUAUUCUUAUACACAAAAAGGGGUUAACAAGAACAUUUAAGUAGAUAACUAAAACCAACCCGAUUAUAAAUAUAAUAUGCAAAAUUAUAAUUUUAUAUCGAAAAGAAAUAAAACAAAAAAAUUAAAAAUGAA